This is a messenger RNA of Apus apus (common swift), 2487 nucleotides long. It is a transcript of the gene CRTAC1, whose product is annotated as cartilage acidic protein 1. Bases 26 to 2395 code for a protein of 789 amino acids. The transcript is spliced from 15 exons. The record is from RefSeq and is a predicted model, not a curated record. Gene Ontology annotation, biological process: axonal fasciculation. Gene Ontology annotation, molecular function: calcium ion binding. NCBI's taxonomy places the organism in Eukaryota, Metazoa, Chordata, Aves, Apodiformes, Apodidae.
GAGCGCCGGAGCCGGGCGGUGCGGGAUGCGCUCCCCCCGCCGCCGCGGGGGCGCCGCGCAGCCCCCCUGGCCCGUGCCCAGGAUGCUGGUGCUGUGCCUGCUGUCCCUGGCCUGGCUCAGCGAGGGCUCCCAACGCAGUGAGCCCAUGUUUGUGGCUGUUACCCACCGUCUUCUCCCACCUGACUAUGACAGCAACCCCACACAACUCAACUAUGGUGUGGCUGUCACCGACCUGGAUGCCGAUGGUGACUUCGAGAUUGUGGUGGCAGGGUACAACGGCCCCAACCUGGUGCUCAAGUAUGACAAGGCACAGGGGCGGCUGGUGAACCUGGCAGAGGACGAGUGGAGCUCCCCGUACUACGCGCUGCGGGACCGGCAGGGCAAUGCCAUCGGCGUGACAGCCUGUGACAUCGACGGGGAUGGCCGUGAGGAGGUGUACUUCCUCAACACCAACAAUGCCUUCUCCGGCAUGGCCACCUACACAGACAAACUCUUCAAGUUCCGCAACGGGCGCUGGGAGGACCUCCUGAGCGACGAGGUGAACCGAGACGUGGCCAGCCGCUUUGCCGGGCGCUCCGUUGCCUGCGUGGACCGGAUGGGCUCCGGCAGGUACUCCAUCUACAUCGCCAACUACGCCAGCGGCAACGUGGGCCCCCACGCCCUGCUCGAGAUGGACGUGGCUGCCAGCGACCCUGCCCGUGGUGUUGUGGUGCUGGUGGAUGUGGCCGCCCAGGCUGGUGUCAGCAAGUACACAGGGGGCCGUGGAGUGGCUGUGGGCCCCAUCCUGAGCGAGAGUGCCUCUGACAUAUUCUGCGGUAAUGAGAACAGCCCCAAUUUUCUCUUCCACAACCGGGGCGAUGGGACAUUCCGAGACGUGGCUGCUUCUGUGGGGCUGGAUGACCCCUACCAGCAUGGACGUGGUGUGGCACUGGCUGACUUCAACCGCGAUGGCCGGGUGGACGUGGUCUACGGCAACUGGAACGGGCCACACCGCCUCUACCUGCAGAGUGGAGGUCCUGGGCGCAUCCGAUUUCGGGACAUCGCCACCCCCAAGUUCUCCAUGCCAUCCCCUGUCCGCACCGUCAUCGCAGCCGACUUUGACAACGACCAGGAGCUGGAGGUUUUCUUCAACAACAUCGCCUACCGCGGCUCCUCGGCCAACCGCCUCUUCCGGCUCAUCCGCAGGGAGCACUCAGACCCCAUUGUGGAAGAGCUGAAUCCAGGGGAUGCGUUGGAGCCUGAGGGACGGGGCACGGGGGGAGCAGUGACAGAUUUUGAUGGAGAUGGGAUGCUGGACCUGAUCCUGUCCCAUGGCGAGUCCAUGGCACAGCCUAUCUCCAUCUUCAAGGGCACCCAGGGCACUGGCAACAACUGGCUGCGUGUCAUCCCCCGCACUCGCUUCGGGGCCUUUGCUCGGGGGGCCAAAGUGGUGCUGUUCACCCAGCGCAGUGGGGCCCACCUGCGCAUCAUUGACGGCGGCUCGGGGUACCUCUGCGAGAUGGAGCCUGUGGCACACUUUGGACUGGGGCGCGACAAAGCCAGCAGCCUGGAGGUGACGUGGCCAGACGGCCGUGUUGUGGUGCGAGCUGUGGCCAGCAGUGAGACCAACUCUGUCCUGGAGGUUCCCUACCCCCUGGAUGUUGCGGAGCCACUCAUGCCUGCCCCUCUGGAGUGCGGGCAGGGAUUCUCCCAGCACGAGAAUGGACGCUGUGUAGACAUGGACGAGUGCACAGAGUUCCCCUUUGUUUGCCCCCGGGAUAAGCCUGUCUGCAUCAACACCUACGGCGGGUACCGCUGCCGCAGCAACAAGCGCUGCAGCCGGGGCUUUGAGCCCAAUGAGGACGGCACAGCGUGUGUGGCUCAAGUGGCCUUUUUUGGGGGAUAUCCCUCUGCUGGGAGCUGGCCUGGGCCCCCCCCACCGUGCCCUCCUCCCUCUAAUCCUUGGACUCUGCCUUUGCCUCUAUGCACUUUAACCCCUGCCAGAGCAGCCUUGGCAGAAGGACCGGCUGGCCUCUGCCUCUGCCUCUUUCUCUCUUUUCUCUCCAUGUCGAACCACCCUGGAAGCGCCGGCUGUGCCCUGCUGCGGUGGGCACAGAGCCCAGUUGCCUGGCUGUGGCGGGGCUCACCCCUUGCACCAGUGUCUGGGAAAGCAGCCCCGGGGCAGCACACCUUUGGCACCUCCCUGCCCCAGCACUGCCCCCGCCACGCCGGCGCCUCCCGGGCGGUCGCUUGCUCCGUCGCCUUGAUACCGUACCAUGUGCCUGCUGGUUUGGCCUGCGACGUGUGUGCUUCACCUGCUCCCUCCUUGGUGACGGCGACCACCCUCCCCAGCCCUGGCAGAGGAGGGUCCCCCGGGGCCCUGCGGGGGAAGGACCCUCCUGGUCUGUUUUUUUAAUGUAUUGACCCCACUGUUUGGAGUCAGAUCCUGCUCAGUCUUCCAGCCCCAAUCCCAGAGAACCCUCCCAAUAAACUAUAUCCUGUCUAUUA